AUGGAGGUGAACGAGUGCCAGGUGUGGAGCAAGAACAGCACCCAGCGCCUCGCGGCCAAGACCCGAAUAAUCCACGAAAACUGGAACUUGGCUUAUUCCGCCGCCUUCAUCCUCUGCGAAAUCCCUGCCUCCCUCGAGCCGACCCGCGUGGUGCCAGUCGUCAACGGCCGCGGCGAAAGGAGCUCCAGUCUGUCCGUCAGGGUGUUCCCCGAAGGACCCCCCGCUGGGAACCUGAGCGUAUGCGUCAAGCCCUUCCACUACGAGUUCAAUAGAGCUGUGUGGUUGGUGGAGUUCAUCGAGUUCUACCGGCUGCUGGGAACGGAUCAGUUCAUAUUAUACAACCACACGGUGGGCCCCGACGUCCAGGAGGUCCUCACCUUCUACCAGAACCUUGGGGUAGUCACGGUCCUCCCUUGGGCGCUGCCGGUCGCGUCCCAAAAGCAGAUUAGGACAGAGGGGAUCUUCGCGGCCCUGAAUGACUGUAACCUCAGGUCGGUGGGUCGCUAUUCCCUCGCAGCCAUGGUGGACGUGGACGAGUUCUUGGUGCCCAGGAAGCACAGCAGUCUCCCCGAAGUGGUGCAGUCGCUUGGGGAAUUUGAUGCUUAUAUCUUCCAAAAUGUGUUCUUCUACCUGUACUGGGAGAACGACACGGCGGUGCACGACGCGCUCUACGGCCGCGAAGACGCCCUCGGCCCGGGUCUGUUCGGCGAAGAGGCCCUCGUGCCCUACCUCCUGACGGCGUAUAAGACGCGGCGGCUGACCACGCCCCACAAACCCGGUCAGCGCUCCAAGUACAUCGUCCGGCCCGAGCGCGUCGUGGAGGUCGGCAACCACGUCGUCUGGGAGCACGUGGAUGCUAAGAAGGUUAAAAAUGUGCCAACGAAUCUCGGCCUGUCCCACCACUACAGGAUUGUGAGUUUGGAGGGUUCGACUGCCUCAAACAACCGAACCAGUGGUGUGGCGUUGCUUGCGGUGGACCGACAAACACACGAGUGGCUCCUCCCCCUGGCGAAGAGAGUGGCGUCCUCGUGCUCCAAAAUAUUCCCUUCGCUCGGCAGGUGUCCAAAAAGCUCCUCCACUCGGCUCUCCAUGGUGAAGCGUUGCAGGGUUUUUCUUCAAACUCCAUGCAUUCAUUCGCACACGAGCCGUUCGGGGCGUUCUCUUGUGCACUUCUGUUUACACUCGUCAACUUCCCUGCACCACGCGUCUGCUCGACCUUAG
This is a messenger RNA of Penaeus vannamei (Pacific white shrimp), 1221 nucleotides long. The record is from RefSeq and is a predicted model, not a curated record. NCBI's taxonomy places the organism in Eukaryota, Metazoa, Arthropoda, Malacostraca, Decapoda, Penaeidae.